This is a messenger RNA of Aspergillus tubingensis, 1539 nucleotides long. Its product is annotated as acyl--CoA ligase. The transcript has 4 exons. The coding region runs from base 1 to 1539 and encodes 512 amino acids. The record is from RefSeq and is a predicted model, not a curated record. Gene Ontology annotation, molecular function: medium-chain fatty acid-CoA ligase activity. Gene Ontology annotation, biological process: fatty acid metabolic process. NCBI's taxonomy places the organism in Eukaryota, Fungi, Ascomycota, Eurotiomycetes, Eurotiales, Aspergillaceae.
AUGGCGACCUUGGCCCGGUCAUUUUCCUCCGAUAGUGCUGACCUUGCUGUCCUAGUCCCCAAUAAACCCACUCCGCUGUCGAUCUCCUAUCAGCAGCUACAUAACCAUAUCGCCGAUUUCCAGGCUAAGCUAGCUCGACUGGGUGUCACUCAUGGCGCUGCCGUCUCGCUGGCUCUGAUUAACUCCUAUGAGUUCAUAGUCGCCUUUCUUGCCGCCUCCUGGCAGCGUGCCAUCGCCGCGCCCUUGAACCCGGCUUAUAAGCAAGAGGAAUUCGAAUUCUACAUUGACGAUCUGAGCUCCACUCUGCUUUUGAUUCCGAAGGGGUCAUACAUAAAGGAUGGACCGGCCGUUCGCGCGGGCCGGAAGUACCAGGCCGCUAUCGCGGAGUGCUACUGGAACGGUUCCGAGAUCGUUCUAGAUGUCAAGGAACAUGGAAAACUGGCAGGCAAUGGAGGCGCAGAUAUUCAGGAAGCUCAACCCGAUGACAUUGCCCUCGUUCUACAUACCAGUGGGACGACUGGCAGGCCCAAAGCUGUCCCACUCACUCACAAGAACCUGACAACCACAAUGAGGAACAUCCAAGCAACAUACAACCUCACCCCAGCAGACCGAACAUACCUGGUGAUGCCAUUAUUCCACGUCCACGGUCUCCUCGCAGCAUUCCUAGCCCCUCUAUACUCCGGAGGCUCCGUCAUAGUCCCUCCCAGAUUCUCCGCUACAGACUUCUGGACCGACUUCACCACCCACAAAGCAAACUGGUACACAGCAGUACCAACCAUCCACCAAAUCCUGCUCAAAACACCCCUCCCCAACCCAGUCCCCCAAAUCCGCUUCAUCCGCUCAUGCUCCUCACCCCUCUCGCCCAAAACCUUCCAAGACCUAGAAAAGGCCUUCAACGCCCCGGUCCUCGAAGCCUACGCCAUGACCGAAGCCGCCCACCAAAUGACCAGCAACCCCCUUCCCCCAGGAAAGCGCCAACCCGGCAGCGUAGGCCUAGGUCAAGGCGUGGAAGUACGAAUCCUCGACAACAACGGCAACGAAGUGCCUCAAGGCCAAGAAGCAGAGAUCUGCGUCCGAGGCGACAACGUAACAAAGGGCUACCUGAACAACCCCUCCGCCAACGCAUCCUCUUUCACUGCGGACGGAUUCUUCCGCACAGGCGACCAAGGCAAGAAAGACGCCGAUGGCUACGUGAUCAUCACAGGCCGUAUUAAGGAACUUAUCAAUAAGGGCGGUGAGAAGAUCAGUCCAAUUGAAUUGGAUAACACGCUCUUGCAUCAUCCGAAGGUCGCGGAGGCUGUGUGCUUCGCUAUUCCGGAUGAGGGUCACUAUGGGGAGGAUAUCGGUGCUGCGGUGGUGCUUAAGAGUCGGGAUGCUGCUACUGAGGAGGAAUUGAAGGCGUGGGUGGAGUCGAAGUUGGCGAAGUUUAAGACGCCGAAGAAGGUGUGGCUGGUCCCGCAGAUCCCUAAGACGGCGACGGGUAAGAUUCAGCGACGGAAAGUGGCAGAGGCGAUGCUCAAGGUCAAGGCGAAGCUGUAG